Molecule: messenger RNA, 1008 nt
Organism: Penicillium waksmanii
Lineage: Eukaryota; Fungi; Ascomycota; Eurotiomycetes; Eurotiales; Aspergillaceae
Product: rRNA-binding ribosome biosynthesis protein RPF2
Exons: 2
Coding region: 1-1008 (335 amino acids)
Biological process (GO): ribosomal large subunit assembly; maturation of LSU-rRNA from tricistronic rRNA transcript (SSU-rRNA, 5.8S rRNA, LSU-rRNA)
Cellular component (GO): nucleolus
Molecular function (GO): rRNA binding
Source: RefSeq, a predicted model, not a curated record
AUGUUGCGCGAAGUUAAAGCCAAGAACCCGCGCACAGCGCGCAUUCUCAAGGCGCGAGAGCCGCAACUCAUCGAGCCCCCAAAGAAAACGCUAAUUCUCCACGGCACAAAAUGUCCCCAGGCACUGGACACCGUGCUGAAGACCUUCCACUCCCUCACAAAGCCUCACUCCGUCCUGUUCCACAAGAAGAAUGAAAACAUUCACCCAUUCGAGAACCUCGAGAGCAUGGAGUUUCUGGCCAACAAGAACGAGUGCCCUCUGGUCGUGUUCGGCAGCAGCAACAAGAAGCGUCCCAACUGCCUGACCCUGGCCCGAAUUUUCAACUCACAGCUUCUCGAUAUGUGCGAGCUUCUUCUCCUGCCUUCUAAGGGCGAUAACGAUAUUCCUCCCAUCAACGAGCUCACCAUGCACGUCGGCUUGGGCCUGCGACCCAUGAUGCUUUUCGCCGGAACCCCGUUCGAAGACCCGACUUCCUCAUCUCACGCCAUGCUCAAGACUUUCUUCCUCGACAUGUUCAAGGGCGAGGAGACGACCGCUAUCGAUGUCGAGGGUCUGCAGUACGUUCUGAUGGUCGGUGCCGAGGAGCCCCGUGACAACCUCUCUCCUGUUGUUCACUUGCGUUGGUACAAGGUUAUCACAAAGCGCAGUGGCCACAAGCUUCCUCGCGUGGAAUUGCAGGAGAUUGGUCCCAAGUUCGACUUCAAGAUUGGCCGUAUGCGUGCCGCUUCAGCCGACGCUAUGAAGACCGCCAUGAAGCAGGGCAAGCGGCCCAACGUUGAUAUCAAGACGAAGAAGAACAUCAUCGUGGACUCGAUCGGUGACAAGGUCGGUCGUGUGCACCUGGGCAAACAGGAUCUUGCGGGCCUGCAGACGCGUAAGAUGAAGGGUCUGAAGCGUCGUGCUGGUGUGGAGUCAGAUGAGGAGGAGGAGGGCGAGAAUGAGGAUAUGAUGUCGGUGGAUGAAAUCUCGGAUGAUGAGGAGAGCCACAAGCGGGCCCGUACUCAGUAA